Stegodyphus dumicola is the source of this 964-nucleotide messenger RNA. It is a transcript of the gene Tsen2, whose product is annotated as tRNA splicing endonuclease subunit 2. The record is from RefSeq and is a predicted model, not a curated record. Gene Ontology annotation, molecular function: nucleic acid binding; tRNA-intron lyase activity. Gene Ontology annotation, biological process: tRNA-type intron splice site recognition and cleavage; tRNA splicing, via endonucleolytic cleavage and ligation. Gene Ontology annotation, cellular component: tRNA-intron endonuclease complex; cytoplasm. Lineage: Eukaryota; Metazoa; Arthropoda; Arachnida; Araneae; Eresidae.
AAUGGCACCAGUUACGAAUAUUGAUCAUGGCUGAUGUAAACAUUCGGCGAAUGCACAGCUUUUGAUUAAAAAAUGGUUUUUAUUUAUUAAUGUGAUUAAGAAAAUGUGCGUAUUUGCAUUUUUAUAACUUGAUCCUUAAAGCCUGGUGAAGCAUUUUUUUUUAUCUGUAAAGGAUUCUUUCAGAAAUAUGGAAGAGAAUAAUGCAAGUUUACUAUUGACUCCCGCUGCUAAAAAGAACUAUCAUUUUACUCGUGAAUUUCCUUUCCCGAUAUUUAGAGACGAGAAUGCGGCUGGUCCUUCUGAUCAGGAGUGGAAAUACGUUAUUGGUCAUCUGCAAGAAGACUGUGUUGUUGUGUACGACGAUGAAGACAUUAAGUUGUUAUUCACAAAGGGUUUCUUUGGCGUGGGAUCACUAUCUAAAAAAGUACCCCGUGUUUGCUAUUCUACAAGGAAAAGCCCUGAUUUUAGGAAUCAAAGGAAACAGCAGCAGCAAUCAUCAACAUCUUCAUUUGUGAAUGAAACAUCUAAGAACCAAACUGAAGAUGAAGAGAUUGAGGUUGUAAAUUGUGAAGAUGAUGAGGAUGAAAAAUCUGCUGAUAGAAAGGAAGGUGAUGAAAUUGAAGUUGUACUUUCUGAUUCUGAUGAUUCUAUGUCUGAGGAUGAAGUUGCUGAAAUUGGUGAGAAUGAUAGUGAUUCAAAGUCUGAAGAAAAAGAACAUCUGAUAUUGACUUUUGAAGAAGCAUACUUUUUAUCUUAUGGAUUGGGGUGUUUGGUUGUAAAAGAUAGAGGUCAGUCCAUGGAUUUAUUGAGGUUAUGGAAUAAAUUCUGUGAAUUAUCUGUGGGGCAGAAUUUCCCGAUCAUGUAUACCGCAUAUCACCACUUUAGGAGUAAAGGCUGGGUUGUAAGAAGUGGACUAAAAUAUGGCACUGAUUAUGGUAAGAUAUCUUAGAUUUUUUAAAAUUUU